AUGGAGAUGACCGGCAAAGACCACCUCGCCGCCCCGGGCUCAGCUGAGUCCUACACCAGCCGCCCCUCGGACUCGGAUGUGUCCCUGGAGGAGGACCGCGAGGCGCUGCGCAAAGAGGCUGAGCGCCAGGCGCUGGCACAGCUGGAGAAAGCCAAGACGAAGCCGGUAGCGUUUGCUGUCCGGACAAAUGUUGGCUACAACCCAUCGGCCAAUGAUGAUGUGCCUGUGCAGGGCAUGGCCAUCUGCUUCGAGCCCAAAGACUUCUUACACAUCAAGGAGAAGUACAACAACGACUGGUGGAUUGGGCGGCUGGUGAAGGAAGGCUGCGAGGUCGGCUUCAUCCCCAGCCCUGUCAAACUGGAGAACAUGCGGCUGCUGCAGGAGCAGAAGAUGAGGCAGAACCGACUGAGCUCCAGCAAAUCAGGUGACAACUCCAGCUCCAGCCUUGGUGACGUGGUGACGGGGACACGCAGGCCCACCCCUCCGGCCAGUGGUGCCCUGGACACACAUAGCUUUGCCUUUGAUCCCGAUGAGUUAGAGGAGGAGGAGGCUGCGGAGACCCACUGCUCCCCUAAGAGUAGUGUGAGCAGUGUCACCACCCCCCCCGCCCACUCCAAGCGCAUCCCCUUCUUUAGGAAGGCUGAGCACGUGCCGCCCUACGAUGUGGUUCCCUCCAUGCGGCCCAUCAUCCUGGUGGGGCCAUCGUUGAAGGGCUACGAGGUGACAGAUAUGAUGCAGAAAGCACUGUUUGAUUUCUUGAAGCAUCGCUUUGAUGGCAGGAUCUCCAUCACGCGGGUGACGGCCGACAUCUCCCUCGCCAAGCGCUCUGUGCUUAACAACCCCAGCAAACACACCAUCAUCGAGCGCUCCAGCACACGCUCCAGCCUGGCUGAGGUGCAAAGUGAGACGGAGCGCAUCUUUGAGCUGGCCCGGACCCUGCAGCUGGUGGCCUUGGAUGCUGACACCAUCAACCACCCGGCCCAGCUGGCCAAGACCUCCCUGGCACCCAUCAUCGUCUACAUCAAAAUCGCCUCCCCAAAGGUGCUGCAGCGGUUGGUGAAGUCUCGGGGCAAGUCCCAGGCCAAGCACCUCAACGUGCAGAUGGUGGCCUCCGACAAGCUGGCGCAGUGCCCGCCUGAGAUGUUUGACAUCGUGCUGGACGAGAACCAGCUGGAGGAGGCCUGCGAGCACCUGGCCGAGUACCUGGAGGCCUACUGGAAGGCGACGCACCCCCCAGGAGGGACCCCCCCCAGCCCGCGGCUGAACGGCACCAGGGGCACGGCCGCUCUGGCCGCCAGCCCCGCGCCCGUCUCCAACCUGCAGGCUCCAUACCUGGUGCACGGGGAGCCGCCGGGCGAGGGGAACGUCCGGGAGGGGGGGCCCAUCCCACCGCCUGCCCGCUCGGCCCCCCCCCGCCGCCUGUCCCGCCAGGACACCUUCGACUCGGAGACCCCCGGCAGCCGGGAUUCGGCCUGCACAGAACCCGGCAACUCUUGCAUGGACGUCGAGACCGAUCCCGGUGAGGAGGACCCCCGGCCCCCCCCGGGUCCCCGCGGUGCGUGGGAUGAGGAGCGGGGCCGGGGACCACGGGGACGUGCCAAGGGCCACGACCGCUACUGCCCAGAGCCGCCGGAGCCUUUGGGUCUGGACCAGAGUGACGCAGAGGGCUGGGGACAGGAGGUUUACAUCCGCUAGGGUGAGGGGGGGUGUAGGCAGGGAUGCCCCCCCCCAACCCUCCUUUUCCCCAGCCCCAGUGCUGGCUUUGGGGCCAGGGGUUGCACUCAGCUGGGUGUCUUUGUAGGCCACGUGCCCAAAGCCUGUUCAGCUGUGCCAUGGGGUGUCCCCCACCCCACUCUUGGUGUUAAGGGGGGGGUCUCCCUCCCACCGCAGCCCUCCCAGCAUCCUGCGGUGCCUCGGGCCUUUUCUGUCCCACAGGGAGAGCGAGUGACCAAAGGGGACGUGCCAGUGGCUGGCGUAUCCCCAUCCCCUAUGGCACAGGGAGGGGGGCUUGCGCUCUCCCCAAUACCCAGCCCUUGCCUGCUGCCUGCAGCCCCCUCCCCAGGGUGCACCCGCUUCUCCAUGGUGCUUUUUACCACCCUGCUGCAGGGGGACCCCUGAGCUGGUGGUGGAGGGGUUCCCUGCCAGCUGUCCCCUCCCCAGCUAGUGCCUGCCCCACAGCUGUGGGAGGGGUGCAUGCGUGUGCUGUGUGUGCAGGGUUUUGGGGU
This is a messenger RNA of Centrocercus urophasianus (Greater sage-grouse), 2225 nucleotides long. It is a transcript of the gene CACNB1, whose product is annotated as calcium voltage-gated channel auxiliary subunit beta 1. Gene Ontology annotation, molecular function: protein binding; high voltage-gated calcium channel activity. Gene Ontology annotation, cellular component: voltage-gated calcium channel complex. NCBI's taxonomy places the organism in Eukaryota, Metazoa, Chordata, Aves, Galliformes, Phasianidae. Gene Ontology annotation, biological process: regulation of voltage-gated calcium channel activity; neuromuscular junction development; chemical synaptic transmission. The record is from RefSeq and is a predicted model, not a curated record.